CGCCGGCAGCAGAGAGCGUCGAGCGAUCUGUCUGUCUGUACCGAGUGCGGUGGUGUGGUAGCGUCAGUCCGUUCCGUGCCGAGAAGGUGUUCUCCUCGAUCCACCCGGAUUCUGUGUUUGUAACUCAAUUGCUUACGUUUGCGAGAGUGAAGUGAAUUGUCGAUUGUGUGUCAAAGUGUUCAAAUUGUGUUCUGCGGGAAAGUUGUGUGAGAUAAACAAUUGUGCCACCCAUUCGGAUACUUAUGGAUAUAGACAACUAGCAGAAGAUACCGCGGUCGUCUGGGCGUCAAACUCACAGAUUGAGGAUGUCGGGACUCCAAUCUACCAACAUGUCGGGGGACAUGUGGCUCCAGUGGUUCUCGUGCUGCCUCAACCAGCCGGCGAACAGGCGGAAACAACAGCCUGCUCAGCGGCGGCGGAUUGACCGGUCCAUGAUUGGUGAGCCGACCAACUUUAAGCACACGGGCCACAUCGGGUCUGGCGACGUGGAGAUGGGCAACUCCCACCUGAGAGCGAUCCAGACACAAAUGCAGGGCAAGGGGGGAUACGACACGGCGUUUACAGUAAAGGCGUACUAGAGGAAAUCUGACUUACAGAGCAGGCACCAGCUUCAGAUGUUCUCCCAUGAUUCUCAAAGUUCAACACCUUAAAAUGCCCAUCCAAGUCAAGCGCCUAAAAAGAAGACAGCAGCCUGGCUGACUUUACUUCUGUCUGAUUGUUAAUGAUAAAGAAAAUUUCUGCAUUCUUGUUACACAAGUAUGGGGAUCCCUUUAAGAGCCGUUGCCUGCUUAGUAUAGUUUAUGUCUAAGACUUAAUGUUGCAAUGCACAUAAUACUUUACUAUGCGCUCUUGCGCUUGUAAAUAUUUUCAUAAGAAUGUGCCUGCGUUUUGAUGUCUUUCCUUAACUGUGUAUUUGUGUGUGAGCAUGGGUGUGUUUGUAUGCAAGGGUGUAUGAUUGGGAAGUGACAAACCGCAUGUUUGCCGAAAUAUGUGUAUAUUAGGUAUGUUGCACUUUCUGUAAGUUAAAAAUUAAAUGUUGAUGUGGAAUUUGCAAGUGUGUAAAUUUAGGAAGUAUUGAUUUUAGUCAGUUUUUAACAUAUAGUGCAUAUGAAUGAAGUCUUUUGUUUUUUGAAGGUAGUCUGAUCCUUCCUAAUGUGACCAAAGUCUACAUUUUAACUUCUGUUUCAAAUUAUGUUUUAAUUUUACUCCCUCACCAUUGGUAUCUGUUAAACAGAAAUUACUAUGCCUUGCUUUUGUUUAAAUUCCCGAAUGAGUCAUGAUUAUGUUUAUAAAUUAUUAAUGAAUUUUGUUUGGCAAAGCCAUUUUUGUUAUAAAGAGCUAUGAUUUCUUGUUGGCCAGAGGCUCUAAUAGACUUCUCUUUUUUAAUUUAUAGUUAAUUAUUCUAUAUGGAAGUAAGAGUUUUCCUUUUUAAGUAUACAUUGCUAAUGUGAAAGUAAUUGUUGAAUUGUUUGUAUGUUCCCCAAAUUCAGGCUACUUAACUUGUGAAAUUCCAGACGGGGCAAUAGUUCAGCAAAUAGCAAUAAAUGUUUCCAUUACUUUCCACACUAGCGGUGUGACAAGCAGAGAUUGUGAUAUAGCAUCUUAGUUACUGAUCCGGAAAGUUGUCAUUCAGUUCUCCGUCAGCCCUCUGAAAGGAAAAUGCCAUGAUCCACUGGUUUCCUCAACAACCUUGAUAUAUUGUCACUAAUGUCAUUUCAUCUCUGGAAUGACAAACUGUUCCUUGUAUUCUGAUUUUACUUCAACAUUCUAAACUCCUAUUUUGCUAAAUUCCUAUGGUGUGAUAGUUUACCAUGGUUGUUUAGGACUUGUGAGAUUCAGUGUGGCUGUAACGAAACCCAAAAUGUCAUUGCCUUAAUGAACUUUUUGUUUAUGGUUUGUAACCUUGUGAUAUUGUUUGUAUUUUGUUGAUAGUUUCUUUUUAACUAAAUUGAAUGAAUAGGGGCUUUCUUUUCAUAAGCAUAUUUACAAAUGACAUAUAUCUUCUAUUCAGCACAGAAGGAGCAACUUUUUCUGAUGUUUGUAUUUAUUCGUAAUAAUUGCUCAGUCUUUCCGGUGGUCUAGUUAUAGAACAGGUGUAAUAUGGCAACAUAAGUGUGUUAUUCGUACAUUAUAUAGUUCAUGAUCUCUUUCUAAAGAGCUUAUUAUCAGGUAGGACUAUCUAGUUUGAGACCUUGUGAAUCUUUGGUCACUCAUAUUUUUGUCGGAAUUCUUAAAAGUAUCUGUAUUUUAAAGACGCAUAAAUUUUUCUAUUGAGCUCAUAUCUUGUGUGAACUCCUCCAGGGGUAAUAGCCAUAUUUAUUUAUAUAAAAAUUUCUAUCUAAAAGAUGUGAACUAUUUUUACAUAAGGUGGAUUAGGAGUAUAGACAGAAAUUUGAAUUGCGUAUACUGUAGAUCUCUUUUCAUCCUAGACAACUUUGACGCAGACAUACCUAAUCACUUGACCUAUGAUUCUUGUUUUCUUUCAAGACAAUCUGAAUCAUGUUUUUUGUUAUCCUUUUCUGUUUGUGCCAUGUCAGCUACAUUGUACAUAGAGAUAGAUGAUAAAGCCCAUGUAUCUUCAAAAACUUUUCCCUUAAGGAAAAGCAACCUCAAUAAUAUUCCCACAUUAUCUAUCUGCUUGAGUGGAAAUAUAUAAAUAUUUUGGUGCUCAAAUAUCAUUUUGGAAGUACAUAACUGAGAACUUUUCUUGUGAAAGGAAAAAUAAACAGCCUCUAAAAAAUUUA
Messenger RNA from Frankliniella occidentalis (western flower thrips), 2744 nucleotides. It is a transcript of the gene Spec2, whose product is annotated as CDC42 small effector protein homolog. Bases 306 to 578 code for a protein of 90 amino acids. Gene Ontology annotation, cellular component: plasma membrane. Gene Ontology annotation, biological process: regulation of Rho protein signal transduction. The record is from RefSeq and is a predicted model, not a curated record. The transcript has 4 exons. Gene Ontology annotation, molecular function: small GTPase binding. NCBI's taxonomy places the organism in Eukaryota, Metazoa, Arthropoda, Insecta, Thysanoptera, Thripidae.